Melopsittacus undulatus (budgerigar) is the source of this 898-nucleotide messenger RNA. Its product is annotated as feather beta keratin-like. Gene Ontology annotation, cellular component: intermediate filament. The transcript has 2 exons. Bases 25 to 453 code for a protein of 142 amino acids. Lineage: Eukaryota; Metazoa; Chordata; Aves; Psittaciformes; Psittaculidae. The record is from RefSeq and is a predicted model, not a curated record. Gene Ontology annotation, molecular function: structural constituent of cytoskeleton.
UGAGCUUGUUGGUAAUACAUUACUAUGCACAAAGGGUGCCUCUGGGCCUGGGGCAGUCUAGACCAGUAUAAAAAGUCAGUCCAACUGCAGGCUCCCUCAUACACUUCUCUUGCCUUCUCCUCCUUGCUGAACAAGGUUCACCUCCAUCCCACAGCCAUGUCCUGCUAUGAUCUGUGCCGUCCCUGUGGGCCAACCCCACUGGCCAACAGCUGCAACGAGCCCUGCAUCAGGCAGUGCCAGGACUCCAGGGUCAUCAUUGAACCGUCUCCCGUGGUGGUGACCCUGCCUGGACCCAUCCUCAGCUCCUUCCCACAGAACACUGCUGUGGGAUCCUCCACCUCUGCUGCUGUUGGCAGCAUCCUGAGUGAGGCAGGAGUGCCCAUCAACUCUGGGGGCUUCAGCCUCUCUGGUCUUGGUGGCCGCUACUGUGGCAGAAGGUGCCUGCCCUGCUAAAGCCAGGCUGGAUGUCUCCAGUGAGUGCACAGACCAGGAAACCCAAAGCCAGGUGCUGGACUGAGGACAUUGCUGCUGGCCAGAGUUCCCAGAUGGGUUGAGCAUCCUUGUGUCCUCCUGCAAAGGAGGGAGGCAUGGAAGGUGCCAGCCUGUGGUGUCUGGAAUCACAGCCAGCUGAUGUCUUCUUCUUCUCCUGCUUUCUUCUCACAUCAUGAGCCCCUUUUGCCUCCUGCUGUCCUGUGCCAUGGGUUCAUCCUGAAGCAACUGGAGAAGGUCCCUGCUCACCACUCUCUGUGCAUGUGCGUCAGAUGAAGAUGCUUGUCCUGUUGCUGUGAAGAGGUGCCUGAGUGUCAGGUGCCCUUGUAGCAGCCUGGACGUUGUCUCUUCCAGGAUGCACUGCUUUGUUUCUCUCUUUUUAUUCAUUAAAAUUUAUGCUGCAUUGUAA